GCGCCGCCGCUGAGCGCGCAGGUGAGGCCGGCCCCGCCAUGGUGGACCCCGUGGGCUUCGCGGAGGCGUGGAAGGCGCAGUUCCCGGACUCGGAACCGCCGCGCAUGGAGCCGCCGCACAUGGAGCCGCCGCGCAUGUCGGUGGGCGACAUCGAGCAGGAGCUGGAGCGCUGCAAGGCCUCCAUCCGGCGCCUGGAGCAGGAGGUGAACCAGGAGCGCUUCCGCAUGAUCUGCCUGCAGACGCUGCUGGCCAAGGAGAGGAAGAGCUACGACCGGCAGCGCUGGGGCUUCCGGCGCGCGGCGCAGCCCCCCGACGGCGCCGCCGAGCCCCGCGCGCCCCUGCCGCGCCCGCAGCCCGCGCCCGCGGACGGAGCGGACCCGCCGCCCGCCGAAGAGCCGGAGGCCCGGCCCGACGGAGAGGGCUCCCCGGGCAAGGCCAGGCCCGGCGCAGCCCGCAGGCCCGGGGCCGCCGCGUCGGCGGACCGGGACGACAGGGGGCCCCCCACCAGCGUGGCGGCGCUCAGGUCCAACUUCGAGAGGAUCCGCAAGGGCCACGGCCAGCCCGCGGCGACGGACGCCGACAAGCCCUUCUACGUCAACGUGGAGUUUCACCACGAGCGCGGCCUGGUGAAGGUCAACGACAAAGAGGUGUCGGACCGGAUCAGCUCCCUGGGCACCCAGGCCAUGCAGCUGGAGCGCAAGAAGUCCCAGCAGGGCCCCGGGCAGGGCGCGGGGGACACGCCCAGGCCCGCGUACCGGGGGCGCGCCUCGGAGAGCGGUUGCGGCGUCGACGGCGACUACGAGGACGCCGAGUUGAACCCUCGCUUCCUGAAGGACAACCUGAUCAACGCCAAUGGCGGAGGCAGACCCCCUUGGCCGCCCCUGGAGUACCAGCCCUACCAGAGCAUCUACGUCGGGGGCCUGAUGGGGGAUGGGGAGGGCAGGGGCCCCCUCCUGCGCAGCCAGAGCACCUCGGAGCAGGAGAAGCGCCUCACCUGGCCGCGCAGGUCCUACUCCCCCCGGAGCUUUGAGGACUGUGGAGGCGGCUACACCCCGGACUGCAGCUCCAACGAGAACCUCACGUCCAGCGAGGAGGACUUCUCCUCCGGCCAGUCCAGCCGCGUGUCUUCCAGCCCCACCACCUACCGCAUGUUCCGGGACAAGAGCCGCUCACCCUCGCAGAACUCGCAGCAGUCCUUUGACAGCAGCAGCCCCCCGACGCCGCAGUGCCACAAGCGACACCGGCACUGCCAGAUUGUCGUGUCGGAGGCCACCAUCGUGGGCGUCCGCAAGACCGGGCAGAUCUGGCCCAGCGAUGGAGACGGCGCCUUCCAUGGAGAGGCAGGUGGGUACUCGGGCCGCCAUGUACGGGCGCACCUGUACCAGGGCAGAAAACCACCUGGGGGUGGGGGCGCGAAAGGGGAAGUGGUGGAGAGAGGAGUGGGUGGUACUUUGGGGAGUGAUUUUUGUUCAAGUGCUGGUCUGCGCCUGAUGGAACUUCAGCACCUCUUCCCUCCUGAAUGCAGAUUCUCAGUACUUGGAAUGGCAUUGGGUUGGAGGGGGAAGAUGGGAAAUGGCUUGUUCCUUUAGUCCGAGGAGGGCGUCUGCUUCUUGCAGGUACAGCCUGUGAGUUAGGUAGAAUGCCCUGGGUGGUAAUCUCCCUGCCCUGUAAGCAGUGAGGAUGGUGUA
Messenger RNA from Nycticebus coucang (slow loris), 1688 nucleotides. Its product is annotated as breakpoint cluster region protein-like. Lineage: Eukaryota; Metazoa; Chordata; Mammalia; Primates; Lorisidae. The coding region runs from base 39 to 1589 and encodes 516 amino acids. Gene Ontology annotation, biological process: protein phosphorylation; signal transduction; positive regulation of GTPase activity. The transcript has a single exon. The record is from RefSeq and is a predicted model, not a curated record. Gene Ontology annotation, cellular component: membrane. Gene Ontology annotation, molecular function: GTPase activator activity; protein serine/threonine kinase activity.